GAAUUCAAAAGGGAACUAAAUCUAACUCUGCUCAGUCGUAGGCCCCACCUUAAGUACAGGUGUGGUGUGCCCCACCUUUUGGACACCACAUAAAGCCAUCAUCACCUCCCUAAUAUAUAUGAGCGGCCCCACCUACCCUUGUAGGUCCUACCUUUCGAAACCUGCACAAUUCUCACAUACGCCAUUCAUUGUAUGUUCUCCUCUCUUCUCCAUUUUCUUUUGUUUUCUCAAGAAACGAAAAAUGGCAGGAGACUAUAGCUCUGCAAUUUCUCUCUCUAGAGACCUUUCUCAUACCUCCGAUGACUCUUCCUCCGAUCACAGCCCCCGGAGCGUGCCUACACUCGCCACACCGUCAUCCUCUUCCAAACCUCGAACCACCACACACAACCUCCACUCGCCGGUGGAGAUUCAAAGAAAGCCAAGAGGCAGGCCUCCCGGUUCCAAAAACAGACCUAAACCACCCAUUAUCAUAACCAAAGACAGUGACGCCGCCAUGAAACCUGCUAUUCUGGAGAUCUCCGCUGGUUCUGAUAUAAUCGAGACUAUAGUCAACUUUGCACGUAGAAACCAUGCCAGUAUUAGUGUAAUCAGUGCAACUGGCUCUGUUUCUGAUGUCACGCUCCGCCAUCCAAUUUCUCACGCGCCAUCUCUUUCUUUUCAUGGACCCUUUAAUUUACUUGCACUAACAGGCUCGUUUGUUGGCACUUUUGCACUACCAACCAAGCCAUGCUCUUCUUCUUUUGGAAUAUCUCUUGCAGGAGCUCAAGGUCAGGUUUUUGGAGGAAUAGUUGCUGGAAAAGUUCUGGCAGCGAGUCAGGUGGUGGUGGUAGCAGCAACUUUCUUGAAUCCUACGUAUCACAGGCUACCAAGUGGUGGCGUUGGUGGUGAAAACGAAGGCGGUGAAGAGACAAAACCUAAUGCUGGUGGUGGCCCUGUAAAUGAGAUAUCUUCAUGUACGGGCAUGUCCAUGUGUGUUUAUGGUAUGACGAAUCCAACUCCAGUAAAUUGCCAGAUGUCACCUGAUGUUAUGCACUGGGCCUCCCCUCCUUCUCGCCCUUCUUCUCAUUACUAGCUAAGAAUCAGUUGGGUUUAGUAUACAGUUACAUGCAGAAACUUGGUUUAGUUAGAGUUGGAGAAGCCUCUGCCUCCUUCCUUCCUUCGACCCUCCCUCUAGUAGUUUCUUUGGCUUUACUUAACAUUGUCUAGUAGUUAUUUUGUGGUUCUAAUGAUAUACAAGAAACUUAUUUUAUCUUUUGAAACCUUCGUAUAUAACCUUUAUUGUUGUG
Molecule: messenger RNA, 1286 nt
Organism: Jatropha curcas
Lineage: Eukaryota; Viridiplantae; Streptophyta; Magnoliopsida; Malpighiales; Euphorbiaceae
Product: AT-hook motif nuclear-localized protein 28
Cellular component (GO): nucleus
Molecular function (GO): minor groove of adenine-thymine-rich DNA binding; DNA-binding transcription factor activity
Source: RefSeq, a predicted model, not a curated record